Messenger RNA from Mytilinidion resinicola, 2046 nucleotides. RefSeq names its product extracellular glucoamylase protein. Gene Ontology annotation, molecular function: glucan 1,4-alpha-glucosidase activity; starch binding. The transcript is spliced from 2 exons. Bases 1 to 1920 code for a protein of 639 amino acids. Lineage: Eukaryota; Fungi; Ascomycota; Dothideomycetes; Mytilinidiales; Mytilinidiaceae. Gene Ontology annotation, biological process: polysaccharide catabolic process. Gene Ontology annotation, cellular component: fungal-type vacuole. The record is from RefSeq and is a predicted model, not a curated record.
AUGUUUAUCAAGAAUUUCAGCAGGGUAGCGGUGGUCACUUCCGUGCUUUUUGCCGGGCAUGGUAUUUCCAUCCCGACAAAUUCGAGACUCCAGAAGCGUGCGGAUGUUGACAGCUUCAUUGCGUCCGAGAGCCCAAUAGCUCUUGCUGGAGUCCUUGCAAACAUCGGGUCGAGUGGAUCGAAGGCAUCAGGAGCUGCAUCCGGAAUCGUGGUAGCGAGCCCUUCGAAGUCUGAUCCGGAUUACUUCUACACAUGGACACGAGACUCCGCGCUUGUCUUCAAGGCCUUGAUUGAUCAGUUCAUCGUCACGGGAGACUCAAGUCUGCAAACACAGAUUGACAACUACAUCUCGGCACAAGCCCAGCUUCAGGGAGUCUCAAACCCUUCUGGGGCACUGUCUAGUGGUGGACUUGCAGAACCUAAGUUCAAUGCAGACAUGUCAGCUUUCACUGGUGCUUGGGGCCGGCCUCAGCGUGACGGUCCUGCCCUUCGCGCAACUGCUCUCAUCGCAUACUCUCGCUGGCUCAUCAGUAAUGGAUACACUUCCACUGCCAACAAUAUUGUCUGGCCGAUAAUCCAAAACGACCUCUCGUACGUAACACAAUACUGGAAUCAGACCGGAUUUGACCUCUGGGAAGAAGUCAGCGGCUCUUCAUUCUUCACCAUUGCUGUUCAACACAGGGCUCUUGUCGAAGGCAAUAUAUUGGCGACCUCAUUGGGCAAAUCUUGCAGCAAUUGUGUCUCUCAGGCUCCGCAAACGCUCUGCUUCUUGCAGAACUUCUGGAAUGGCAACUACAUCGUCUCGAACAUUAAUGUCGACAACGGAAGGACGGGUAAAGACGCAAACUCCAUUCUUGCUUCGAUCCAUACGUUUGAUCCUCUGGCUGGAUGCGACGACACUACUUUCCAGCCUUGUUCGUCGAAGAUGCUGGCCAACCACAAGGCCGUGACGGACUCGUUCCGCUCUUAUUCCAUCAACAGCGAGAUAGCCCAAGGAGCUGCCGUAGCUGUGGGCCGAUACUCCGAGGACAGCUACUACAACGGAAACCCUUGGUAUUUGAACACAUUAGCAGCCGCCGAGCAGCUCUAUGAUGCCCUCUAUCAAUACAACAAACUCGGAUCCAUCACCAUUACGUCUACCUCCCUCGCUUUCUGGACAGACAUUUACUCUUCCGCGGCAGCUGGUACAUAUGCCUCAACAUCUUCAGCUUUUACUGCCCUGACCACAGCUCUGAAGACCUACGCCGACGGUUAUGUAGCCAUCGUCCAGAAAUACAUCCCCUCGAGUGGCGCCCUAGCCGAGCAAUUUUCAAAGUCAGACGGCACUCCCCUCUCAGCCUCCGACCUCACUUGGUCAUACGCAGCCUUUCUGACUAUGGUUGCGGCUCGUAACAACGUCGUGCCAGCAUCGUGGGGCGAGCCAAAUGCCAACAGCGUCCCCGCCAUCUGCUCCGCAACUUCAGCGACAGGCCCGUACAGCACCGCAACUAACACUGCCUGGCCAACCUUUAGUGGCGGCACCAGUGGCACACCAACCGGUACUAGCACUGUCACAAUCAAGCCGACCACUACGGCUACGUCGACCUCUGCUACCGGUUGCGCUGCAGUCACGUCGGUCGCUGUCACUUUCAACGAGCUUACCACCACGACCUUUGGUGAGAAUGUCUUCAUCGUUGGCUCUGUUUCUGCACUUGGGAGCUGGAAAACGGGGUCAGCUGUCGCCUUGUCAGCCAGCAUGUACACUGCCAGUAACCCGCUCUGGUAUGUGACAGUCACAUUUCCCGCCGGGACGACCUUCGAAUAUAAGUAUUUCAAGAAGGAGAGUGACGAGAGUAUCGUUUGGGAGAGCGAUCCUAACCGGAGCUAUACUGUGCCAUCGGGAUGCGCUACUGCGGCUACUGAGAGUGAUUCAUGGCGGUGAGUCUGGGGUAUGAGUCCUGGUUGGUGCUACUUGGAGUCAAAGCUUAGUAGCGGAGGCAAGCGUACAUACGUCCUAGUUAGCUGGAUAGACUGAAGUAGCAGGUUGUGAGGAUAACCUUUAACAGAC